AUAGCUCAUUUGCGAAGUAACAAGCUUGAAUUGGUAACACUUCUAAAAAACACGAGAAGCUACAUGAUCGCCUUAGAAUUCCAUCAUCUCGCCCACUAAACUCCGGAGCAGUGAAGUGUGGCCACUGGUCACUCCAUCCUCCGCCAACAAUUCGCAUUCCUCCCUUCCGACCAUAUCACUGUCAAAUACCCACCCGCCUUCGAUUGUUUCGUCGGCUUCAACAUUUAGGGUUUGCGUAGAAUUUGAGCUGCCGCGGAUUCUUUAGCCAAUGGAUGCGGCGGCUGGUGUUGCUGCUGCACGCGGCAUUCCUCUGUCCGUUUCCUCGUCUCAGGCUUCUCGCAAGGAAUGGCGCGCUGUAUCCGAGCAGUCAUUGAGGAAUUAUACUAAUGAGGUUGAUCGGUCAAAAUUAGGGCAGUCGGAUGAGAGACUAAUAUACGAGGUGCAGCAGGGGAGAGAACCUGCUGAUGUGGACUUCGGCUCAAUUAGUGUUGAUGAAAAUCUGGAUAAUGAUCUUCUGCAGCAGAGGCUUCAUAGUGUUGUGAAACAAAGGGAUGAGUUGCAGCGGAUGGAGAUUGAUCUCCGGGCUCAAAUCAUUACUAGAUCAGAGAUUAUGGAACUGAGGAAAGUUUUUGAUGCUAAAGUUAAAGAGCAGGCAAAUACUAAUAUGAAACUUCAGGAACAACUGCGUGAAAGAGACCAGACGAUAUAUGAGUUGGAAAGAAGAAUGGAGGAUAAAGAGAGGGAAUUGCAAGCAAUAAGAUUGGACAAUGAAGCGGCUUGGGCCAAAGAGGAUCUACUGAGAAAACAGAACAAAGAAUUGCAAACUUAUAGAAUAGAGUGGGACAACUCUGAAACUGAAAGAGCUCAGAAUAUUAAACAAAUUCAUGAACUUCAGGAGCAUAUUCAAGAGAAAGAACGUCUAUGCAUGGAAUUGCAGGAACAGAACAGAAUUGCCAAAGAAACCAUUAUUUACAAAGAUGAACAGAUGACGGAGGCCCAUACUUGGAUGAGUCAUGCUCAGGAGGUCAAUGCAUUGCAACAAGCUGAACUACGUGAACGAGCAGAACAGUAUAAUCAGCUUUGGCUAGGUUCUCAGAGACAGUUUGGCGAGAUGGAGCAUCUACACUUGCAUAUACAGCAGCUCCAAAAAGAACUGGCAGAGGAAAGAGAAAAGAAUGGUACUUCCAUGGAUUGUUCUCAAGUCUCAAAAGAGACUUCGAAAGGUACUUCACCGUAUGGGCUGAAAAUUGGCAAUACAAUUAAUGAGAAUGGUAAUAAUGGGGCUUCUCCUGCAAACUCUGGAAAUGUGCCAAAUGGAAAUGCUGAAAUUGCUAUGUCAUUAACAUCUACUGGCAAUCUGUCUACUCAGAAUGAUCUCCAUGGUGUUCCACUUGCUCCAUCUUUACUUGGGAUGCCAACCUUCAUUCAACCAGGUCAAAUUGCUGCGCUUCAUCCAUUCUUAGUGCAUCAACCGGGAGUCCCUCCUAUACCUUCACAGGUUCCUGAGUCUCAUCAUCAUGGGAACUUUCACUCUAUACCUGCAAUAUCAGCUUUCCAGCAUUGGCCCAACCAACAGGUUUCAAUGGAGGGUGGGUCGCAGAUGUCUAGUCACAUUCAAUAUCAUCCGCAAGCUGAAUCAACAUUGCUAAGACCAGAGUCUGCUUACGAGUAUGAAACAUCAUUUAACAGGGAAGUGCCUCAUCCACAAAUUCCACCAAAGGCUUCUGUUGGAACUUCAAGUGAAGAGGAACAACAGGCAGUUCUUCAAUCAGUAGGUGAAAACUGCAUCCCUAGUCUCCAAACCCAGCAGCAUGCAUUGCAGCAUAUCUCUUCUCAAUUUCAUGAUGCUUUGAGGCUUGAUCCUCUUCAACACAGUAAUGAGUUCCAGGGGGAUAAUAUUAAUACUUCGGGUCAUGGAGUAGAGUUGGGAGGAGUAAUGACUGGUGAAGUUACUUCUGCUAGUAAUAAGAAGUCUUUACAAGAAGUUCCCAAUCAGACUAGUCAUUCAAAUCAUAAUAAAGUAAUAGAUGCCACACACAGAAAUGCUGCUAGUCUGCCUGAAAGAUUGGUUUGCGUGGGUCAGAAAAAUGUACAUGCUGUUGUUGAGAAAGCAUCUGAACCUGAUAAUCUACUCGAAGAACAAGCACUACUGGCUCUCAUAGUUCGCACAAUUCCACCUGGUUCUAGUGGUAGAAUUAGGAUUAGCACAACGCUCCCAAAUAGGCUGGGGAAAAUGCUUUCUCCACUACAUUGGCAUGAUUACAAGAAGAAAUAUGGGAAACUUGAUGACUUUGUAGCAAGCCAUCCUGAAUUAUUUCUGAUCGAUGAAGACUACAUUCAACUCCGAGAAGGUGCUCAUGAAAAAGUAGCAGCUAUAUCAGCUGCAGCUAAAGUUGCUGCGGCUGCUGCCGCCACAUCAUUAUCCUAUUCGCCGCCGCAUCUGCCUUCCGUUGUUUCAGUCACUCCCAUGGCUCAGUUAAUGAAACCUAAAAAUCCAGAUCUGAUUGCCUCAAGAACUAAUAAAGAUACACCCUCGGUGGAAUUCUAUAUAAGUGAUGGAAUCAACUCUGAGAAAAAUUAUAUACAUCCCAGACAAAGUUCAUCGCCAGGAAAGCCUGGUCCAAAUUUAGUUGGCAGGCAGCAAGAAAGGAUCAGCCGGUUUCCAGCAAGCUCUAGAAGAUAGUUCCCUUCCUUUUGUAAAGAUAAUGGUAUACUUAUCUGCCGGGAUAAGGUUCGGAACUUUUGGUGUCCAAUUUUUGAAGUAUGAAAUCAGGCCAUAAUACCCGCAAGCAUUCUUAUUGUGAUCAAGAUUGGAAAGACGUUCUGACGGGUGUUUUUUUAAUACAUUACCCACCUAUGUAAACUAGGGGUCUUUUGGAGAGCUAUUUAUUAAAAUUGUAGGAUGGCUUAUUUAGUUAGAAAAAUUUUUCUUGGUUACUAACAGUGCUUUUGACCUAAUUACCAUCUCCAUAGCAGUUGCAAAUUUAUUUCAGAGUUGCAUUUUUUUUCUUCAUUUUUUUCUCUCUAGGACAACAAUAGUGCCUUAUUCUAUAAUUUUCAACAAAAACUCAC
Cuscuta epithymum is the source of this 3072-nucleotide messenger RNA. The record is from the annotation of a GenBank genome assembly. NCBI's taxonomy places the organism in Eukaryota, Viridiplantae, Streptophyta, Magnoliopsida, Solanales, Convolvulaceae.